Hemisphaericaspora subhashii is the source of this 642-nucleotide messenger RNA. It is a transcript of the gene MED11, whose product is annotated as Med11p. The coding region runs from base 1 to 642 and encodes 213 amino acids. The record is from RefSeq and is a predicted model, not a curated record. Gene Ontology annotation, molecular function: transcription coregulator activity. Gene Ontology annotation, biological process: regulation of transcription by RNA polymerase II. Gene Ontology annotation, cellular component: mediator complex. The transcript has a single exon. NCBI's taxonomy places the organism in Eukaryota, Fungi, Ascomycota, Pichiomycetes, Serinales, Debaryomycetaceae.
AUGUCACUCGAAGAUAAAGCAGAUAACUUCAUUCAAUCACGUCUAGAUGCACUCUAUGCCAUCGACAGCAAUAUUGUCUCACUUUUGGACAAUCUUUCCCUGGUAUUUGAAACCUAUCAUACUUCACCGACAUCAGUUAAAACUCAAUUCCCAGAACAAGUAGAAACCAUAUAUGAGACACUAAGUAAGAUCGCCAUUGAUUUACGUAAGGAAGUGAAGAUAAUGGAUGAUAAUAUUGGAGUAUAUGACAAGAAUGCCGAUGGUGUGAUGAUUUUACCCAUAAGUGUUGAUCAAAAGAAUACUCAACUUGGUUAUAAACGAUUGAAUGAAGAAGUUAAAGAAUUAGAUAAGUUGUUGGAGAAGGGUAUGCCUCCUCAUGAACAUCCACUUGAUGAUAACAUAGAACUUCAACAGAAGGAGGAAGAACGUGUUGUGCCGCAUGAGGAUAUAGAGAUGGGUAUUCCAGAAGAAUUACAAACACAAGAAUUAUCAGUACAACAACCAGAGAUAGGAACAAGUGAUGAUGAUAAUAAUGUCAUUGAUAAAUUAAACACACCCGAAGAUGAUAGUAAUGUAAUUGAUAAACUAAAAUCAAGAGAUGAAGAUGACGACAAUGAUGAUGCCCUAUUUGAAGAAGUAUAA